Cryphonectria parasitica EP155 is the source of this 2871-nucleotide messenger RNA. RefSeq lists its product as uncharacterized. The annotation marks the transcript as partial. Gene Ontology annotation, molecular function: protein binding. Lineage: Eukaryota; Fungi; Ascomycota; Sordariomycetes; Diaporthales; Cryphonectriaceae. The record is from RefSeq and is a predicted model, not a curated record. The transcript has 9 exons.
AGGUCAUUGACAAGCUAUUGCAGCAUUGUGGCCGUGCCUGGUCUAGGUGCAAACGCGGUCAAGAGUUGGCAAUGGGAUAAACCGCCCAGUAAAUUCAACUGGAUCACCGAGAAGAAGAACAUUGGUGGCUUAGCCAAAGACUGUCCAACUGCUCGCGUGCUCCUAUAUAACUAUGCUUCGGCAUAUCAAGGUGCAUACCAAAUCGAACAAUAUAUGACAAAUAUCGUCACGAUACUUCUUGACCAACUGAAGGCGAAGAGGGAGAAGCAUUCACGUCGCCCAUUGGUGUUUCUCGGCCACAGCAUGGGAGGUCUCGUGGUAGCCAAGGCAUUGAUAACUGCUGAAACCCAAGGCCAAAAGUACCCUGACAUGUAUGAAGCUAUCUCGGGCUGCCUUUUCUUCGGCACGCCCUUCAAUGGGGCUCCAGUUGCCGACAUUGCCAAAGAAUGGGCGACUAUCAACGAGAGACUUGGAAGAGCAAUUAACUCCCAGCUGAUUACCCUUUUGCAGCCCGGGAACGAGCAACUCAAGGAGUUGAAAGAUGAUUUUGUUCGCUCUGUGAACAAACUUGGACAGAAAGUCCGAGUGCAUUGCUUCUGGGAACAGAAGGACACACACUGGGAGCAACUCAUUGCAAAGCUUGCAAGCCAAGAGUUUCCUCCCUCUUCGCUCGGAAAACUCAGUCUAACGUACCGCCGUUUUGUCUCGAGAGAGUCAGCUACACUGCCCGGCAUGGACCAGACUGGCAUUCCCCGAGCGCACCGAGAUCUCGUGCGUUUUGAGUCGGACAAGGAUCCAGAAUACCAGCUUGUGAAAGCCCCCCUUCGAGAUAUUGUGAACGCUGCGUUGCGUGUAGCAAAAGCACGUUUCAACGAUACACGCCAGCUAGCUAUCGAUCCUACGAGUUACAGGCGAAUCCUUGAAGUUUUGGAAGGGGCGGAGCCUCAACAAAAACUCAGGGUUCUCCGGCAGAAAAUGACGUCCGAAUCCUGGAUCAUCAGAGAUGGGGAGCCUGAAUAUGUUGACUGGCUGACGAGCGCGAGUCGAGAUAACAACUACUUGUGGAUUCAUGGACCCGAAGGCAAGGGAAAGAGCAGUGCUGCUGCGGCCAUCAUCGGUGCGGUCAAAGAGCACAUUCGGAAGGUCGAAGAGCGCGGAGAUCAGUCACCUCACUUGCUCGCCUACUUCUUCUGUGACAACACGCCUGAUUAUCACACGGCCGAAGACGUCGUCAAGAGCCUCGUGCGACAGUUGUGUCAACAGCAGGAAGUUCUAGCCACAUAUGCCACCCAGUUCCUGGAGAAAAAGCUCGAUCAGAGAGUGCGGAAUAAAGCGAACCUCAGCAUCGAAAAUCUGUGGCAAAGCUUGGAGGAGAUCCUGUCCGAGGGAACCAUCGACACAAUAUACUUCGUCAUCAACAACCUGCACGAGCUUGACCAGCAGUCUCCCUCGACAACGAAGCUGUACAAUUUCAUUCAGGAGGACAUUGAACGCACGUCUUCCGGCAAUCACAGAAAAGUCUGGACGAAGUGGCUCAUCACCAGCCGAAGUUACAAGGUCAUGCAAGAUGCAUUGGGUUCGAAGAUUCGUGCUAUCGACCUUGAUGAUCCGAAGUACGGCAAUAAGCAGCAACGAGAGCUACAGAAAUAUGCAUGGACGAAGGCCGAAGAUUUGCAGAAGAAAAAAGGGUACACUAUGGCCAUGACAUACCUCACUGGGAGUGUCAUUGGCAACCGGGCAGACCACACCAAAUGGAUUGACGUUGCUGUCGUCCAGCUUGCUGCGUUACCUGCUGAGUCGAGCGAAAUCAAGGUGCAACGAAUACUUGAACAUGUGCCUCAGAACUUCGAGUCUCUUUUGGACGAUGCUUGGUUCUCGAUUCUGAAGCGAGACGAUGAAGAUAUGGAAAACAUCAGAGAACUCCUUCGUGCACUCGUACUCACUUACGAAGAUCCUCGAGAGAACGAACUGCUGGUUCUAGCAGGUCUCUCAAUACACGACGAAGAAUGCAAAGCCGAUCUUCAGAAGCUAAUCAACAAGUGCCAGCCCUUGGUCACUACCCGUGUUUCUGGGGACGAUACUUUCAUUGGCUUUGUCAACGUGGACGUCAAAAAGCACCUCCUGGAGCAUUCACGACAAUUGCUCGAUAUUGGUGACGAGUGGAUCAAGUGGCAGCACGGAAAGAUGUCUCUUCGAUGUUUCUCGCACAUCAUGGAUGCGAUAGGAAAGAACGAGUUUAAGACGAUUCAAGACGCAGACGCCACUCUAGAAGGUGAUGAGUCGGCUGCGCCAGCUGAUGUCAAAGAGUGUGGACCCCAUAUUGCUCUGGACUACGCAACCAGGUACUGGCUUCACCAUGCGAGUGAUGCCUCACUGGAUAUUGCCGAGAUUAUCAGUCGGAACAAAUUAUUCUGGGCCGCUGAAUCAGCAGUACGGCUGCGCUGGAUCCAGGAAUAUGAGGACCUGACCAAAUCCUUGAGCAGCUUCGACUUUUCGACGUGGAAGGCGUUGCACGUUGCUGCGGCCAUCGGCUUCCCACACCUGGUGACGGCGCUUCUGAAAGAGGGAUAUGAGAAGGGAGUUCAUGAAUAUGACUCUCUUUUCAAUAAGCCACUUCAUCUUGCCGCUUUCUACGGGAACAUUGAAAUCGUUGAAGAAUUACUCAUCGCAGGGUCACCCGUUGACGACAUGGGACACUCUGGCCGGAACGCAGGUCCCCUGGCGAUGGCGGCUUAUAACGGCCAGACAGCAGUGAUGAGUAAGCUUAUCACGGACUGGAAGGCCAAUAUCAACGCGAUUGAUGAUCAGACGGGCCCUAUCCUGAAUGCCGCCAUUCUCUCCGGAAACACGGAUGCGGUCAAUCUCCUGCUC